Xiphophorus maculatus (southern platyfish) is the source of this 2152-nucleotide messenger RNA. RefSeq names its product minichromosome maintenance domain containing 2 (gene mcmdc2). NCBI's taxonomy places the organism in Eukaryota, Metazoa, Chordata, Actinopteri, Cyprinodontiformes, Poeciliidae. The coding region runs from base 1 to 2043 and encodes 680 amino acids. The record is from RefSeq and is a predicted model, not a curated record. Gene Ontology annotation, molecular function: single-stranded DNA helicase activity; DNA binding; ATP binding. Gene Ontology annotation, biological process: double-strand break repair via break-induced replication. The transcript has 15 exons.
AUGGCUGACAUUUUAUCAUUGAAAGAAUCGGUUCUGGUUUAUUUGGACAGAAGUGGUGGUCUUCAGAAACUUGCGGACGACUGCAGACCUCUAAACGACCCCCAGCAGACCGAGGCAGUCUACAGGUUCAGGGUUCUUGUAAAUCCUUCAGAUUUAAUAGAAAUGGAUCCUAGACUAGGGGACUGUGUUCUGCAUGAUCCCCUCAGAGCGACCGGUCUGUUUCAGUCAGUGUGUUUUUUGGCCAUAAAAACACUUUCACUUACUGACAAAAUACAUACAGCGAGUCAGGUGAAUGUUUCUCUGAAUUUUACACAUCUUCCUCCAUUUCCUGAGUACACGUUGGACCUUAGUGGUUUUCACCAAGUGUACGGUCCUAUGAGGCCCGUCUCCAUGGAGGGGGCAGUCAUUGCCAUAACGAGGGUCAUGAAAUACACCCAGGGGGCAAGAUUCCUUUGUACUGAUGAUGAUUGCCCUGGAUCUACAGGAUUCCACCACAUCCGAGUUCACACACCUGGAGCCACUGAGUCAGCCACGGUGAGAAACGACUUCAGCUGCAUGAUCUGCAGCUCCCAGCUGAGGGAGGAUGUGAAGUUUAGAGUGUUAGGAGACAAACAGCUGGUGGAGCUGAUCCAUGUUGGAGCGUUGGAUGUUCUGAGAGGCCGACAGGAGAGCUCUUUCAGAUACCAAUCUGUCACUCUGUUUCUCAGAGAUGAACUGUGCCACUCGAUGACAAUCGGUCGACUCUACAGGGUGGUAGGCAUCCCUGUGCUUGUGCAUCAGUGGCCGAGCAUUACCUGGAGCAUGGAGGCAAACAGUGUUCAGCCAUGGGAGCCACAUUCUCUCCCUCCAGGCUGCCUUAAAGUGUCCCCCAGAUUCCUGGAGCUGUCGGAGUGCGUGGCUUCUUCUCCUUGGAGGUUCCCCGCCAUCGUCGCUCACUGCUUUGGACUGGACCUGACUCCUCCUGGCUUGUACAACACACUUAAACUGUGUCUGCUGCUCAGCUUGGUGCAGACCAGAACCGAUGCAAACGAUCCCAGUUUGGAUCUCCUGGUGGUCACAGUUGACACACUCGUAUUAGACAGACUAAUGGCAUACAGUUUGAGUCUGGCGUGUCGCGGGGUCAGACAUCAGGCCUCCGCUGAGAUGUUUGCCUCUCUGUCCCGAGAUGAACAUGGAGCAGGAACCGCCAACAUCCACGCUGGCUCUGCACUACUCGCCUCUGGGGGCAUUUGCAUGCUGGGAGAUCUUGGCUUUUACAGAAAGGACAAACUGGACAACAUACAGUCAGUUCUGGAGAGCCGCUUUGUGUCUGUGUUCAUCCCUGGGAAGAAGUACGGAGAGGAAGCUGACCAGCAGCUUUCCUUUCCUGUCCAGUGCAACUUCUGGGCUCUCACUGACUCCUCUCAGCGGUCUGGGAGGGCAGACUCAGCUGUACUGGGAACUGCAGACAUGGGUCCUGUGCAAGCCCAGCUAGCAGAAACGUUUGGCCUCGUCAUUCAGGGUGGAGACAGGGUGGGAGAGCGGGGCGUAGUCGCCCAGGCUGUCCACACCCUCCAGCAGACUGUGCAACCUGGAAGUCACCCUCAUCCAUCUUGCUGGGAUUUUUCCACUGAAGACUACCAGGAGCUCGUGGCUCAUUCUCGUGGUUUGGAAGUGGAGCUCAGCCCCGACGCAAAGAAACUGAUCCAUGGUUACUACAUGGCGAGCCGUCGAGCUCGCACUCAGAGUCAGGGAGUCAAGAUUUCUUUGGCCUCCAUCAAACUGCUGAUCUCUUUGGCCGAGGCUCACUGCAAGCUAUGCCUCAGGACUAAAGUACUGGAGGAAGACGCAGUGAUCGCUGUGCUGCUGUGUGAAAACUCAGUCACUCUCAAGCAUGGGGCCUCUGCCCUGGUUAUCCCCCCUGAUGCAGUUUUUCCUUGUGACUUGGGAGAUGUGGACGGUCUACAAAGGAGAGACGCCGCUCUGGACGAGCUCCACCAGAUCAUCUUGCGCUUUGUCUAUACGUUCGCACCAGGGGCCGAUGCGUAUAUUACAGAGGAGUAACAUCUCUCAAAACUAUUCAGUAAGUGUUCGAGUCAAAUGGGCAAUAUAGGUGGUGGCUAGUAUCAACACGUCGAGUUUGGACAGCUUGGUAUCCGGCGGCACCGACGGU